AUGACAUUUGACCCCCUGGCCAAUCGACUAGUGUUUGAAAUGGUUUUCAAACCGCAUUUCAAUACAGCAGAUCCGUUGCCGGACGAUACGCUGGUAGGUAGUUUGCGGAGAAGACUGGAAGGAAUUCUAGAUGUCUUAGAUGGGAUCCUCGGAAGACAGGAGUUUAUGGCCGGGAAGCGGCUAACGCUCGUGGAUCUGUUCUACAUACCGUACAUGCACCAUUUGGAACGGUCCGUUUGGCCUGGGGUUCUUGAAUGGGUCCAGUUCGACCAACUUCUCUACUGCAAAGAAGAAGCCGAGCACCUCCUAGCUUACAAUAAGGUGGAAGCAUCGGUCCAAGAUCUUAUUUAA
This is a messenger RNA of Aspergillus tanneri, 351 nucleotides long. RefSeq lists its product as uncharacterized. NCBI's taxonomy places the organism in Eukaryota, Fungi, Ascomycota, Eurotiomycetes, Eurotiales, Aspergillaceae. Gene Ontology annotation, cellular component: cytoplasm. The record is from RefSeq and is a predicted model, not a curated record. Gene Ontology annotation, molecular function: glutathione binding; glutathione transferase activity. The transcript has 4 exons. Bases 1 to 351 code for a protein of 116 amino acids.